UUCACAUCAUAUGGAGCUAGACAGCUACACUGAGUAGUCUGAUCCAUUACUUGAGGAUGUCACCGGGGUCUCUUGUGCUCUGCACUGACCAUCCAGCAUUGAUUCCCUCCCUCUGACAUACAGAGAGAGGAUGCGCUGGCCGGGACACAGGGCUGAGGUAUAGCCAGGUUCAUCCUGUUGCUCAAUCCUCCUUAUAUGCCCCAAGGAUCCCUACACUACAGUCUGGGAACUCCUGCCGUGGCUCAUUUAAGGAACAGCUUGUGUACACCAUGUCUGAAGGUACAGGUGAUAACCUUUUUUCCAGGCCAGCAACUACUUCAUCGGUUAAGUAUUUAGCUUGUGCCAAAUGCCGCAUCUGGUCACAAGGACCCUCUGUGUUCCACGUGCAAGCCACCUGAUGCAGUUUCGGAAACGUCAGAACUCCGUACUCAGGUAAGCCAAGCCUCCCAUGGGGACCCAUCAGGCCAGCCCCGGGACUCCACCCCCCUGGACCCCCAGCCUCCCCCAGAAUGGGCAUCUAAGCUUGCCGCCGGCAUUCCUAAAUUGGUGGAGUACCGUGGCUAGAUAAGCCUCGGCCUAAGCCUCCAAAAUGUAGAGCCCCCUCUCCUUCCGAGGAUGAGUGUGAGGCGGAGUCCAUCACUACUUCAUCCCUGCCGCCUGACUCCGAGGAGGAUCCGGCUCUGUCUGAUGGUGAACUAUCUCACAGUUCCGACCCAGAGUAAGGGGAAUCCCCCCAAACUCUCCUCCGAGGCCAUUGAUUCCCUCAUUUCAGUAUUAGAGACCCUUCACUUAAAGGAGCCUGAACCUAGUUGCAGUACCUCCUUGUUUAAGCGCCGCAGCAGGUCCUCACCUUCCUUUCCUCUCUCAUGCUCAACUCGAGCAAAUUAUACAACAGGAAUGGUUCAAGCCAGAGGGAUGUUUCCAGGCUAACCGCCGUUUUUCUCAAACUAUAUCCUUUUCCACAGGAACUAACGGAAAAGUGGACCUCCCCACCUUCAGUGGACGCGCCUGUCUCUCGACUAUCUAAGGACACUGCUUUACCAGUUCCUGAUGCAGCCUCCUUCAAGGACUCCAUGGACAAGAAGCUUGAGGGCAUUCUAAGUUCCCUCUUCUCUGCUUCAGGUACCUCCCUUCGGCCUGUUCUAGACUCGGCUUGGGUAAGUAGAGCCGUCCAAACUUGGUCGGACGCCUUAUGCCGAGCGAUUGCCACAAGGGUCCCCCGUGAAGAACUCGCUCAUUUGGCCUCGCAAAUCAAGGAGGCUGACUACCUAUGUGAAGCCUCCCUCGAUGUGCUACAGGUGAUUAGCAGAACUUCAGCCGACUUGUCGGUAUCGGUUCGCAGAUCUCUCUGGAUGAAACUGCGGACUUGUCUUCAAAAAAGUCUCUCACGACACUCUAUCACCUGCAGAGGACGCUUCAGUGGAAUGUCCAGGCCAUCCUGGCAGUCCCGCAAGUCCACGUCUGCAUUACUCACCCCUUCUUCCCUUCAGCGACUCAGCCGUAGGGGGAGGGAGACUUUGCAGGUUUGCCGACUCCUGGAAGAAUCUGACUCAAGACGCCUAGGUACACAGGUCGUGAGUCAGGGCUACCACCUAGAAUUCGCUUCUCUCCCGCCCCGCCGGUUCUUCAUGUCCAGAUAUCCUCAGGGGCAUCAAAAGGCUCAGGCGCUGCACGACGCGAUCGGCAAGCUUAUCCGUUCAGAGGUCAUCAUCCCUUUUCCGACUGAGGAGAGAUUCCGAGGCUAUUACUCAAACUUGUUUGUAGUUCCCAAGAAGGAUGGAUCUGUUCGGCCAAUCCUGGACCUCAAGGAACUCCAUACUUUCAUUCGACCGCGAAGGUUCAAGUUGGAAUUCCUCAGGUCUGUCAUCGCGGCCCCAAUUUUCUGUCCCCAUCAGAGAUUCUUGCGAUUUGCCUUCCAAAAUCGCCACUUCCAACUCACAGACCUUCCCCUUGGCCUGAACUUGGCCCCUCGUGUCUUUACCAAGAUCAUGUCGGUGGCCACUGCUCUAAUCCGCACCAGGGGGAUCUCCAUAACUUCUUAUCUGGACGAUCUCCUGAUCAAGGCACCUUAAUUUGCAGUGGCCCAGCAGGCGUUGCACUUCACCAUGGUUCGAUUACAGGAGUUUGGUUGGUUCAUCAACCUGGACAAGUCCUCGUUAACCCCAAGCCAAUCCAUGGUCUUCCUCUGGAUGCAGUUCAACACCCAGACACAAACUCUCCCAGUGACAAGGUCCAGCAUUUGCGGACCCUCGUGCGGUCUCUCCUCUCGAAGUCCCACACUGCGAGAUUCUACAUGAAGGUGUUGGGAGUCAUGGUUUCGAUGAUAGAAUCAGUUCCCUUCACCCAAUGUCACCUCAGGGAGUUUCAGUCGAAUAUUCUUGCGGCCUGGAGGCACAAAUCCCUUCUCCUGGAAUUUCGUUUAUCCCGCAGGACUCGAGUCUCUCUUCUCUGGUUGAUGCAAACCAGUCACCUGACCAGGGGCAGACCCCUAGGGGAUCCACAAUGGUGACUGCUCACCACAGAUGCAAGCCUCUCCGGUUGGGGAGCAGUGCAGAGGGUCGGUCAGCGCAGGGUCGCUGGUCUCUAUCGGAACAAUGUCUUCACAUCAACCUUCUUGAGAUACAGGCAAUCCAACUCGCCUGUCAGCCAUCUUCAUUCCAGGUCUCUUAAACUGGGAAGCAGAUUUCUCAGCAGACAUCCCUAGAUCCCUGCGAGUGGCCUGUAAAGGACAACAUCUUCCACAAGAUCACUCAAAGAUGGGGGACGCCAGAGGUCGAUCACAAUCGUAAAGUUCCUCUCUUCUUUGCAAGGUCCAGGGACCCUCUGGCGGCAGACGCCCUCACCUCUCCCUGGGACUUCCAUCUUGCGUUCUUUCCAAGAAAGAUCAAGAAACUUCAGAGAGA
This is a messenger RNA of Xenopus laevis (African clawed frog), 2903 nucleotides long. RefSeq lists its product as uncharacterized. Bases 867 to 2072 code for a protein of 401 amino acids. Lineage: Eukaryota; Metazoa; Chordata; Amphibia; Anura; Pipidae. The record is from RefSeq and is a predicted model, not a curated record. The transcript has 2 exons.